This is a messenger RNA of Marmota flaviventris (yellow-bellied marmot), 3458 nucleotides long. It is a transcript of the gene Bbs9, whose product is annotated as Bardet-Biedl syndrome 9. Gene Ontology annotation, cellular component: membrane; BBSome. NCBI's taxonomy places the organism in Eukaryota, Metazoa, Chordata, Mammalia, Rodentia, Sciuridae. Gene Ontology annotation, biological process: cilium assembly. The record is from RefSeq and is a predicted model, not a curated record.
GUUAGGCUGGACUUGGGAGGUGUCCCUUCCGCUGGCCAGCCGUUUUCUGCUCUCUCGCUCACGUUGCCUCCUGCAUCAUUUCCUCCAGUGUGUGAGCAGCGGGACUUACAGUUGUUCUCGCCUGCCAGUCUCUUCCAAGGGAUAAGUGUUUCCCCUACUUGACUUUCGGGGGUGAUGGGGUACAGGGGAGCUUCUUGGGGAACAUCUCUAACUCUGUGAAGCUGGUGAUGCUACCUGCCAGGGCACUCUCUUAGCCCGAAACGUACAAGUUAGAGCAGGAGAACAAGAAGGGAUAGUAAAGGGCUGCUGUUCUCUUUCACCUUCUGUGCUUCAUCACUGGGGUCCUCCUCAAGGAGCUCUUAGAGGGAAGUUUGCGGACAGAGGGUUUGAAGGAGGGUGAGAGUCCACUUGGCAACAGAGUGAAAGAAAAUGUCUUUAUUUAAAGCCCGUGAUUGGUGGUCUACUGUUCUGGGGGAAAAAGAAGAAUUUGAUCAAGGCUGUUUGUGUUUGGCUGAUGUUGAUAAUAGUGGAAGUGGACAAGAUAAAAUAAUUGUGGGUAGCUUUAUGGGAUACCUAAGAAUCUUUAACCCUCAUCCUGUAAAAACAGGAGAUGGAGCUCAAGCUGAAGAUUUGCUCCUGGAAGUCGAUCUACGAGAUCCCAUACUUCAAGUGGAAGUAGGAAAGUUUGUUUCAGGUACUGAAAUGCUUCAUUUGGCUGUGUUGCAUUCUAGAAAACUUUGUGUCUACUCUAUCUCAGGAACAUUGGGUAAUGUGGAACAUGGGAACCAAUAUCAGCUUAAAUUAAUGUAUGAACAUAAUCUUCAAAGAACAGCCUGCAAUAUGACUUAUGGAUCAUUUGGUGGGGUAAAAGGUCGAGAUUUGAUUUGUAUCCAGUCUAUGGAUGGGAUGUUGAUGGUGUUUGAGCAGGAGAGCUAUGCUUUUGGGAGAUUUCUGCCUGGUUCUCUUCUGCCUGGCCCUCUUGCUUACAGUUCCCGUACAGAUUCCUUCAUUACUGUCUCUUCCUGCAGACAAGUGGAAAGUUACAAGUACCAAGUACUUGCUUUUGCAACAGAUGCAGAUAAAAGGCAGGAGACUGAACAGCAAAAACUUGGUUCUGGAAAAAGACUAGUUGUGGAUUGGGCUCUAAAUAUUGGCGAGCAAGCCCUUGAUAUAUGUAUUGUUUCUUUCAAUCAGUCAGCAUCUUCUGUUUUUGUUCUGGGUGAGAGAAACUUUUUUUGUCUUAAGGAUAAUGGACAAAUUCGAUUCAUGAAGAAGCUUGAUUGUAGCCCGAGUUGUUUUCUCCCAUAUUGCUCAGUUUCUGAAGGAACAAUAAAUACUUUGAUUGGAAACCAUAAAAACAUGUUGCAUGUUUAUCAGGAUGUGACACUGAAGUGGGCUACUCAGCUUCCCCAUAUUCCUGUGGCAGUAAGAGUGGGCUGUUUUCAGAACUUAAAGGGAGUGAUAGUCACCCUCAGUGAUGAUGGUCGCUUGCAGUGCUCAUACCUGGGGACAGACCCUUCUCUGUUCCAAGCUCCAAAAGUUGAAUCUAGAGAAUUAAACUAUGAUGAACUUGAUGUAGAAUUGAAAGAACUUCAGAGAAUUAUCAAAGUUGUUAAAUCACAAGGUAUUUGGCCCAUGCCUGAGAAAGAAGAUGACUUAAAAGUUUAUGCCAUGGUUUCUUCUAACUUUGAUCCAGUCUCUCAAGCCACUGAUGUUGAAAUCGGAACUGAUGUUGUCCCUUCCAUCACAGUGCAGGUCACACUGCAGAAUCGAAUUGUAUUGCCAAAAGUCAAAUUAUCCAUCUAUGUUCAGCCACCAUUAGUAUUGACUUGUGAUCAAUUUACCUUUGAAUUUCUGGCACCAGAGAUGAUUAGCACAGUAUCCUUUUCUGUUUAUUUGAAAAGAAGUUAUACACCAUCUGAUUUGGAAGGAAAUGCUGUUGUUUCUUAUUCUAAACCUACAGGCACUCCUCGAGUUGUCCAGUGUAAAUUUAGACUUCCUCUGAAAUUAAUCUGCUUACCAGGUCAGCCUUCAAAAACUGCAAACCACAAACUAACUAUUGAUACCAACCAAUCUCCAGUCAGUCUUCCCAGUCUCUUCCCAGGUUUUGCCAAUCAGUCAGAUGAUGAUCAGAUCAAUGUAAUGGGUUUUCGAUUCUUAGGUGGCUCCCGAGUUACUCUUCUUGCUUCCAAAACCUCUCAACGAUAUCGCAUUCAGAGUGAACAAUUUGAAGAUCUUUGGCUCAUAACAAAUGAACUUAUUCUCCGCCUUCAGAAAUAUUUUGAAAAACAGGGAAUCAAAGAUUUUGCAUCUUCUUUUUCCGGAUCCAUACCCCUUCAAGAAUAUUUCGAGUUGAUUGAUCAUCAUUUUGAGCUACGGAUAAAUGGCGAAAAAUUAGAAGAACUCUUAUCUGAAAGAGCUGUACAAUUUCGGGCCAUCCAACGCCGGCUAUUAACAAGGUUCAAAGAUAAAACACCCGCCCCCCUUCAACACCUGGAUGUCUUGCUAGAUGGAACCUACAAGCAGGUAAUAGCUCUAGCAGAUGCUGUUGAGGAAAACCAAGGCAAUCUGUUCCAGGCAUUCACCAAGCUGAAAAGUGCUACCCAUUUGAUGAUUCUGCUGAUCGGGCUGUGGCAGAAGCUUAGUGCUGACCAGAUUGCUAUUCUGGAAGCAGCAUUUCUGCCACUACAGGAAGACAUGCAAGAAUUGGGUUGGGAAGAAACGGUGGAUGCUGCCAUUUCUCACUUAUUGAAGACCUGCCUAUCAAAGAGUUCAAAGGAACAGGCUUUGAACCUCAACAGCCAGCUGAACAUACCUAAAGACACAAGCCGACUGAAAAAACACAUUACCUUGCUUUGCGAUAGAUUAGCCAAAGGUGGCCGUCUCUGCUUAAGUAAUGAUGCUGCAGCCCCACAGACUAUGGUCAUGCCAGGUGGCUGUACUCCAAUUCCAGAAUCAGACCUAGAGGAGAGAUCAGUAGAACAAGACUCCACGGAGUUGUUUACCAACCACAGGCACCUCAUUGCAGAGACUCCUGUGCCUGAAGUUUCAGCUCUCCAAGGAGUUUCAGAAUAGUCCACUCAGAGUUGUGUGGCUGAGAGGAAGAUGCCUCCCAAGGCCUACCCUAUGUGUACCGCAUGUUCAGCAUAGAUGUGGAGCUGGCCCAGGUGCUAUGUAAAGCUCAACCCUGGACAGGACACUGAAUGGAGAUGGGGAUGGGGCUUCUCAUUAUUCUGGAGGACUUGGAAUACCAUGCAAGUCAGCUGGAAGACAAGAUUUGUGUAUUCUUGCAGGGAAAGGCUACUACUGCCCUUAGCCAUCUGUAUGCCUAUAAUCACAUGACAUAGCGAGAUGAUAUAGUGUGGGAACAGACUUCAUAAUACAGAGAUCCACAGUCAAAAUAAUUUGAUACCCCAUUUUUUUUUCACAGAGUUCUUAUAUAGUAAAUGUAUCAAGUU